AUGGCUCCCACAGAUAUGGGUCCGCUGCAGCAGCAGCAACAGCAACAGCAACAGCGUCCGCGGCAGCAGCAGCAACAGCAGCAGCAGCAGCAGCAGCAGCUUCCCGUCUCGGGCCACCACUUGGGGCUUAUAGUUCCCCUGCCCUCUGUACACAGCUGCUUUGUCCGGCUGAGGGGCCCCCCUUCUGCUGCAGUUCUUUGGAGGCCGCAACGGCACUUCUGUCGCGUGCUGCAGCUGCAGAAGCUCUCAACCCCAGAAACAGGAGACUUCUAUGAGCACACAGGGGGCCCCCCAAAGAGUCUUGCAGAGGUAGCAGCUAGUAUGGGGGCCCCCCAGCUGUAUGUGGGCUGGCUGGGUACAGGGUUGGGCCCUUCAGAGGCUGCUUUCUUGCGAGAAGCGACAGCAGCAGCAACAGCAGCAGCAACAGCAGCAGGAGCAGCAGCAGUAGCAGCAGGAGUGGAACAUUUGCCUGAUGUGGUGUAUAUCGGGAUGGCUGCUCCUCUCUGUUCCUCCCUUGGCCUCAAGAAGGGGGAGCGAGUAGUGGUUGCUGCGGUAGACGUGCACCAGCUGGAGCAGCAGCAGCAACAACGGCAGCAGCAGCAGCAGCAGCAGCAGCAGCAAAGUUUCUUUCCGUCUUCAGUGGAGGUGGCACCUCUAGACCGAGAAGACUGGGAUGCGGUGCAGCUGCAUGCGGAAGCACUGGAGGAGGAGUUGCUGCAGCAGGUCGCCCUCUGUGUCCCUGAGCAAGCCCUUCCCCUCUGGAUCAAAGGCAGCUCCAAACCCUUCUUCUUGCGUGUCUGUACACCGCAGCAGGAGAUAGGGGGGGGAAAGCAAGACCUGCGGGCCCCCGGGGGGCCCCUGGAGACUGAUGGCAGAGGGGCAGGGCCCAAGGGGCCCCCCUUUCUGCUGCUUAGCCAAAACACAGAGCUCCACGUGAGGCCGCCCCCACAGGCUGCCUUCCGCAGGGCCGCCUCAUCUGCUGCUGCUGAUGCAGAGGAUGGGGGCCCAGAAGGAGACAGCAGCAGCAGGAGAGACGUUGUGCGAGUGCUGCCCAUGCAGCACGAAGAGACAUACGAGCCGGCAGACGGGCACGGGGAGGCCUGUACUGCAUCUUUUGGUUCCUGCUGCUGCUUCUGCUGCAGCAGCAGCAAUCAAGAGGCCCCAGAAGGCCUGGGUAAGUGGCCCUAUGUGUGUUUGUUGCACCCUGCUCACGUGGAGGCGCUGCAGCAGCAACAGCAGUGGCUGCUGCCAGCCCUCAGAAGCAGAUGUCCCCCACGGGAGACAGAGGAGACAGUCUCUAGUAGGGGCCAGAGGGCAAGGCUGGCGAGACAGUUGGUGCAGUGUGCUGCAGCAGCAGAAGGUUUGGUGGUUGUGUGUGUGCGGGGUGCGCCUGCAAAAAGUCGAUAUCCUGGGAGCAGCAGCAACAGCAGCAACUACAGCAGCAGCUGGCAGGGCGGCUCCGCUUUGCUGCUGGCUGCUGCCGCAGCUGGGGUCCCUCUGGGCUGCAUGCGGCUGCCAGCCUUCGUGCGGUGUCUGUACAGCUGGAGCAUCAGCAGCCGUGUCUCAGUGGAGGCUGUGGCACAGCUUCCUACCCUCCCUGCCUGUCUCCUGCUGACGCCGAUUGUCUCAUCUUCGUUGCUGCUGCCGCACCUAGCGGGGGGCCCGGAGGAGACCGGCAGUAGGGCCCAUACAACAGGCAAGGGGCAUGCUUGUGCUGCCAAGGAGUCUGCUGCUGCUCUUCUUGCUGCGCUGCUGCACACCAAAGACGGCGCCGCCCGGAUCCUCGAGGCCUUCUUCGCUCUCUCAGACACGACGGCUGCAAGCUGCAGAGAUUCUGCAACAACAGCAGCAGCGUCUGCCGCUGCUGCUGCAGCGGAGCAGCCACACGCCGGCGCAGAGGGGAAUCACGAGCAGCAGAAGCUGGAGGCUGCCGUUGCUGCAUUUGGCUGCUUAAUGGGCCGCGUGCUGUGGGAUGGAGCUGUCGUCCACCUCGACCUGAAGCUGAAGACACAGGACAUCCGCAAACUCCUCACACGCAACGGAGCAGAGACAGCCCAGCAGCAGCAGCAACAGCAGCAGCAGCAGCAGCAGGACGGGGUCGUGGAGACAGCUGCUAGGGGCCUUCUUCUCGGUAGCCCCAGUUCGUUCGAGGCCGUUUCCGAGGGGCAUUCGUCUCCUUUAGCGGAGGGAGUUGAGACCGGCAUGCAGGGCCAACCAAGGAGACACCUCACAGAAAGCAACGGAGCCCCUGCAGCCAACGGAGGCCCCCUGGAGUCUUGGCUGGGUGCGGAGCUGCAGGAGCUGGAGGAGGGGCUGGGGGACUUGUACGUAUCUUCAGCUGGCGAGGCUGCAGCAGAUAAAAAGGAAGAAGCAGCGCCUCUCAACUCACCAAGUAGCAACAUACACCCACAAGGCACAGGAGACAGUGAACAGGGCACAGAAACAAAUGGGCCCAUCCCGCCGCAGGGCUCCCCCCGUCUGCAAGGUUCUACUAACCAGCUGCAGGGGCCCCACGAGUGGGCCCAUUUAGCAGAGUUCUGCAGCGAGGUGGAGGAGGUUCCAACCGAAAGUCUCUGGGGGAACCCCUGGUGUACGGGGGAUCAGGAGACAGCCUCGGGAGACGCUGUCUCCUUAGAGGGUGAGGGCAGCGGUGCAGGGACUGCGGGCCAGUGUGAGACAUCGUGUAAGGCCCCGUGGUGGGCAGAGGUGGAAGGAGACAGUGGUGGUGAGGUGCGGUUGUCUGUCGAUGUUCUCAUAUCUUUUAAUGCAACGGAGACAGAUACAGGAGAGAUAUCCUGUGCCGUUUCCGCAGGGACGGGCGAGUCACCUAAGCAGCUGUCUCCUUUGUUUAGUGCUGCAGUGCCCCUUCCGUUUGCCUCCCUGCACAGCAGCCAGACAAACGCCGGGACCCAGACGCAUGCAGGGGACGGGGGGAGUUGUAUGUUUUUAAAUGCUUCGCUGAGGGCUCUAGUGCGGCAGGGAGGCCUCGCAGCGGAGGUCACGAAUCCCCUCGUGGUGUGUCUGGGGCCUGAGGAGGAGACCGCUGCAACAUCCGACGGCCUCUGUCUCCCCCUAAAGUUGGGCAACGAGCCCGUCGCGAGAGAGACACCGGGGACACCGCAAAGCCCCCAACAGCGCAGAGAUAGGCCUCCAAGGGGGCCACAGGCAGAGAGACACAGCGACAACGGACGGUACCGGGGGACGAGGGGACUGCAGCUUGUGCUUAAUCCGCAGUCAAUCGAGGCAGCGCAGUGCCUCUGGUGGCUGGCUCCCCCCUCUGUCUGGUUGUGGGGGCCGUCUGCACUGGCAGUUGGUGGGGACGGCGGUGGGGGCGCCGAGACGCAGCUGCUGCAGCUGCUGCAGCAAGGCUGCUUGGAGAUGCCUUCGGCGGAGGUUCUAGGAAGCGUCUCCAGCAGCACCAGCAACCAAAUUUCUCCUUUUGGUCCCCUGGCGAGGUUGAUGCGGCUCAGUUGCUCCCGAGUGUACAGGCGGCUGGGGACAGUUCGCGAGUGCGGCGGGAGAGAAGCACCGGGACGUCUUGCUACUGUCUCCUCGAGCGACGGAUCUGAAACGGAGAGACACCUCGCCCGGGCCUUGUGCAGCCUCGACAUCUCCACGCUGCUUGUCUGCGGCCCUCGUGGCUGCGGGCGGUCUGCUCUGUGCAGAGCCGUCUGCGUCGAUGUGACGCGGCACUUGGGUGUCUUUACUUUGAUCCUGCACUGCCGACUGCUGGCCAGGGAGGCGAUCCCAUCUUCUCUGAUAUUUCGAAUCCUCGCCGCCGCAUUCGACGCGGUGGAGGCCAACAGCCCCUCUGUGUUGGUGCUUGACGAUCUGGAUGUGUUGUGUUUUUCGGGGGAAGAAGGUGCCGGUGGGCCGACGGUGGCAGAGGCCCGGGGUGCGGCAAUUGCUGCUUAUCUGUGUGAUAUGAUCGAGAGGGUAUCAGGCGGGGCUCACGGAGCCCUGGUCAGGCGUGCGGUGGGGGAGAGUCUGCUCAGUGAACCGUGGAGCUACCCGUCUGCAGGCUCCCCGCCCUCACCUAUCAUUUUAGCCCGGCAUUUCCGGGAUGCUUUGAAGGACUUCCGCCCUCGAGCCACUCAGUGGCAGUCGUUCAUUCAGCCGGAGCUGCGCUACUGCCACGUUGGGGGGUUGCACACAGAGAAGGAGGAGCUGCAGGACUUACUGACUCUGCAGCGGAGGUAUCCCGUGUUGUUGAGGGCCUCGGGAAUUUCAGUGUACCAGGGUCUGGUACUGGUGGGCCCUCCUGGGUGUGGAAAGACGCACCUUGCUCUUGCUGCUGUGGGGGAGGCGGGCAUCCGUUGCAUUCACGUCAAGGGCCCCGAGCUGCUUGGCAAAUUCAUCGGCGCUAGCGAGGCCGCCGUCAGAGAUGUGUUCCAAAGGGCUCAAGCGGCGAAGCCCUGCGCAAUUCUAUUUGAUGAAAUUGAAGCCUUGGCGACGAAGCGUGGAGGCGACACUACAGGAGUAACUGACAGAGUGGUGAAUCAGCUCUUGUGUUACUUGGACGGCAUUGAGGCGCGCCAGGAUGUUUUUGUGAUUGCGACAACGUCUCGCCCUGAUCUUGUUGACUCUGCUCUACUGCGUCCCGGGCGGUCUGUUUUUGCGGACUCCCUGCAACGGACGGCAGCAGUAAAUCAGGCGCAGCUAUACGCCGUUCAGGAGGCCCUUGAAACCUCUGCAAAUCGAGAAGGUUCGAGUGAAGUGGAACGGAUUACAGUCACUACUAAGCACAUUCUGGCAGCCAUUCAAAGUUGCAAGCCUUCUCUGAGCAUGCAGGAACUUCAGCGAUAUCAUCGGUACUGUCUUCCCUAUUUGAACAAGGCAUACCAAGAGCGGGUUCAAGCAAUCGAACACUUAGUUGCCGCUAGCUCGUCCUCCGCGCAGAAGGGCGCAAGUGGUGGCUUUGGAUAUGCUGCCAGCGUGAAUGGUUGCGCAAAUCAACCACGACGCCUUGCGGAGGGGCAGGAGCAUUUUGACCGCCGGCCGCACGCAAGUGUACUAGGUUCGAAGGAAAGAGGAUGCCACGUUCCGCAGACACAACAGGCUGCCGUAGGACUUGGGCGGGCCUCCGACUCUAGCCUGAGUUCCACUUACCUCGAUGCUAACGGCCACAAAACCUGUACCAGCGACCAGGAGAGUGUAGGCGAUGGAAACUUCCAGUGCACUAGCAGUGAGACGACGCACAACUUGGACGGCGAAUUUGUGCCCCCCAAAAAGGGACGGCGGCGUGCAAGAGAUCCGGCAAAGCUUGCCGGUAAUCGUGUGGCCUUGGCGUGA
Molecule: messenger RNA, 5292 nt
Organism: Eimeria mitis
Lineage: Eukaryota; Apicomplexa; Conoidasida; Eucoccidiorida; Eimeriidae
Product: peroxisome biogenesis factor 1, putative
Exons: 15
Coding region: 1-5292 (1763 amino acids)
Biological process (GO): protein import into peroxisome matrix
Cellular component (GO): peroxisome; cytosol; peroxisomal membrane
Molecular function (GO): ATP binding; ATP hydrolysis activity
Source: RefSeq, a predicted model, not a curated record